Molecule: messenger RNA, 1075 nt
Organism: Hydra vulgaris (swiftwater hydra)
Lineage: Eukaryota; Metazoa; Cnidaria; Hydrozoa; Anthoathecata; Hydridae
Source: RefSeq, a predicted model, not a curated record
UAAAGCCAUUAGAUGUUUGAAUGUCUUCUUUAGACCAAAUUUUUGCUGGGAUAGCAAUCUUGUUGUUUUAAUUUAAUAAGUUAGUACCAUUUAAUUUAAUGUUUGAUUUUUGUUACAUACAAACCAAAAACUUUGUGUAUUAUUUAAAUUGCUAAAUUUAAUUUUUAUACUUUAAAUUUAUUUUUAAGGCGGCGAACCAGCAAGAUUAUUAUUAAGUCAGUACAAUGAAGCGGUUGGGGACGAAUACAUAGAUAUACAUUGUCUCCAUGAGUUUAAUGAAAAAGAUCAAGACUUAAUAAAGUCGGUUAAAAUAGCAUAUAUGGCAGGUAAAGGAACUCAUAGAGUUCCAGUUAUUAUUCUGGCGGACAAUCUGAGGGCAUUAUCUACAAUUUCUAAUAUAAGUAUAAGAAAUAAAGUCAACAUUCCUAAAAACAAUCCUUAUCUUUUUGCGUGUACCAGAAAUUCUAAUGGUCAUACUUCUGGAUGGAAUGCAAUUGAUAGUAUAGUAAAAACAUUGCCCCUAAAAAAACCAGAGAACUUCAACGCUACAAAAAAUAGACAUCGAUUAAGUUCUAUUUUCGCAACACUUGAUUUGUCAACACAAGAUAGGGAUCUAUGGUUUAAAGAUAUAGGUCACUCAGAGGAAACCAAUAAAAGUACAUAUCAAAUACCGCUAGGUAUGUUGGAUAUUGUGAAAGUUGGAAGAAGACUUAUGAAUAUAGAAUUAGGUACAAGUGCAAGUACAUUUAUUCCACCGGAGAGUCAAAAUGAGUGUCAAAAAUCUACAGAUACAAGUUAUGGCGGAAGUUCUAGUUUAUUUACUGAUUCGGAGAGUUGUGCAAGUCAAAAUGCAAGAAAAUCUACUGAUAAAAGAUAUGGUGCAACUUCUUGUACAUUUAAUCCAUCAGAGAGUUUUGCAUAUCCAAAUGCAAGUCAAAAAUCUGCAUAUACAAUAUAUGAGGGUACAAGUUCUAGUACAUUUAUUCCAUCGGAGAGUUUCACGAGUCAAAAUGAACGUCAAAAGUCAACAAAUACAAGUUAUGGUAGUAUUCUAGUUGUAUUUGCAUAUUCUUAA